Molecule: messenger RNA, 4356 nt
Organism: Paramuricea clavata
Lineage: Eukaryota; Metazoa; Cnidaria; Anthozoa; Malacalcyonacea; Plexauridae
Source: the annotation of a GenBank genome assembly
GCACCGUGUGCAUGCGUUUAAAGAAUAAAACAACCUUGGAACUAAUUGCGCUAGCAGCAUGAAGGACGCUGGCAUGGACGAGAAUGAUUUUUCAACCGAAACGAGCGAAAAUGAAACCGUAGAAAGCGAUGAAAAUGAAAUGUCGGCGGAGGAAACAAAGAAGAGCAUCCAUGAUCACCCCUUCUCUAUCGAAUCGAUUUUGAACGGCAGAACAAAACGUAGAAAACCCAAACUAGCCAAAAACUCCACGGCACUUGAAGAGAGGAGAGAGGUAGCAGAAAACACGAGACCUUUAAGCGCUUUAGAGGCGUUUACAAGCAAUGCUUUCUCUACAAUGAAGCCAGAACGGAUAGCUGAUAAGCACGAAGGUACAUUGUUAUUUUAUUUUUUUGUUUUGACCCAUAUUUUACAAGCUAGACAUAGUUUACACCUCGGAAACAUGUCGUGUGAUAAAUCGGGAAUGGAAGUACAUAAUUACGUACAGCUUGUACACUUCUUGAAGCGAUGCGAUUUAAGCAUUCAGUUAACUUGAAUCCUAUUUCAGUUCCAGUAUAUCAGCGCAUGAUAUGCGUAUGAUAUAUAUGCCCAAGGAUAGUUUGUUAAAUAAGGAUGUGAAACAAUCCACUGUUCAGACUUUCCUAGCAAUGACAAAUACAGUAAGGAAACAGCUUGCCGCCUUAGCGCGGCUUAAUGCGAUUUGUCUUGAUGGAAUUAGGAAAUUAUAUUGUAAAGUUUACAAUUUACGCAUAAUCUUUGUUGAUGGUAGACGCACAUUAUUUUUAGAGUUCGUAAUUCAAAGUUUAGUAGCUUAGAAAUGACACACAUUUUAAAGCAGUCUUACUUACAACAAAGUGUUAAAGGGAAAUCAUAUCGUGAUCAAUUAACAAAAGCAAUGCAUCCUACAUGUUGAUGUUGGGCCCUGUUAUAAUUUGUCUUUCACAAACUUAACUUGACAAUCGUUCAUGUAUACGGCCGGUAUUAUAAGGUUGUGACCUGCGGUAAAGAAACACCAUUUUUACUUGAAAUAUGUACAUAAAAGCACAUGGGAAAAGCAAAACAAGUAAUCUCUAUCUUUUUGCACAGUUGGGUUCACAGACGCAGAAUCUUUCCACAAAGCUCAGGAGUGGUAAACAAGCUAUAUUUUAUCAUGAGAACUUUUUACUUUUAAUACAUUUUCAGUUAACAUAGUUUUUCCUUGAGGAUCUAUUAUUUUAUUCAAUUAAUGUUCAAACUAGCUUGCAUUGGUUUAUAGAAUACACGAGAGUAAGUAAAGAGCGAACGGGUUCCAUAUUUAUAGGUUGUUUGUUUGUCAAAAAAUCUUCAUUUAAUUUUGACUGACGAGGAAAACGUUCAGUUACUUAUAGUAUAGCAAAUGAUAACGUACGUCGCUUAUUCGAAAUCUUGCAAGGCUGGAUAUAAUUCCAAUUUCUUUCACACGAAAAACAGUUUUCAAGCCAUUAAUUAUAGAAACGUGUAUGUGUACACACGAAAGACGAAGGGACAGCUAUAGGAGUCUAUAGCAUUAGACAGUUGUCUUGUUAGUCCAAACCUUUUACUAAUCCAAAGAUUUGAAAAUCCCUAAUUGAAACAGGAGUGUUUCUUCACACUUCACUUAAUGCGAUUAAACACGGAUAGGAAAUGUUCUUUUCAUGCUAAAUAUGUGUACAGAAAGUAUAUAUACAGAACAAUAGUCAAUACUGAAGUCAACCCAAAAGCAUCUACUUUCAAUUUAAAUCAAGGAGUAAUGUGUUUAAUGCGUCGGGGCUGGAAUACUAGAGAAUGCUGCUUUCAUGUGAAAUAUCCACAUUAUAAAGAAUACAGAAAAUUAUAAAAAAGCCAAUAGUUUUAGUAGAAUCAUCGGAUGCACUUUGAUUACCUAUUCACAAAGUCAAAAUCGUUAUAGACAUUACAUUCAUGCAAGAACACAUAUGCAUGUCUAUUAUAUAUUUCAACAAAGUUUGGCAAAAACUAAUACAACUUGACUGAAAUAGGAAUCAAAUCUAAAUGUGUAUGGAAUAAGUUAUGAGAAGAUGGCAAAAAAGCCAGCAAUAGUUUGUGCAUGGCCCUGUUUAUCAAAUCCUGUAUAUAGCUAGUUUAUUUAUCUGUCUGGAUGGCCAUCCCAAGUUUAAACAAAGAGUUUUCUCUCUUAAUGCGUUUUGACUGACUUCAGGAAAUGUUUCUUCAAUGUUAAACAUGUGUGCAUAUAUAGAAAAUAUGGAGAGAUGGAAGAGAGCCUAAAGGCUAUAGUUUUUGCGGGUUGUUUAUCAAAACCUUAUUUAGUCAGCUGACAGGAACAACCCAAAUUUAAACAAGUAGUUAGUUUUUUAAAUUCUUGUUUCACUUAAUGCAUUUUGACUGAUUUAGGAAAUGUGGCUUUCGUGUUAAAUAUGUACAACUCAGUGCAAUCAAAUGGAGAGGAAAUUGCCGUGUGAAAUAUGGCACUUGCAUUGUGUUUUGUGUACAUGUGAAAAUUGCCAGUUUGUUUGCGAAUUAAGUGUUUAAAUACGGAAUGAUUUACAGACAUGUGAGGUUUCUAGGCCUAUGCCUAUGUGUGGAGACAAUAGAACAUCGACACUCGAGAGACAUGACUAAGACAGCUUUAACAGCCCUGUUUGGGUAAAUUUGCAUAAAGAAAGUAGUUGUCCAACAAUUGUUGCCAUGAUUGUGUCACUGAAAAUUUGGGAACAGGCAAUAUUGAUGUUCCUUCAUAUAUACAUAAUAUAUAUAUAUCUAUCAAUUACAUAUUAUCCUCAUUUAAUUGCAACAUUCCGACUCUCAUUUAUCAAACAGUUGAUUAGAAUUCAAAUUCAGUACGAAUUCAGUUCCAAGUUCGAGUUAUAUUUGAAACUUGUCCUGAUACGAGUGGAUGAGAAGUAAGACUGAAAUUUAAUUACAAGAUUUGAACUCGUACUGCAUGGAUCUAAACUCUUGCUUAUAUCUAUUCGUGUUCACCGUUAACUAAGCCUGCUAAAUUGAUUUUACAUAUGUGUUUCUGUCAACCCUUAACUAAGUCUGUAAAAAUAAAACCAAUGGCCAUGUAAUUAACCAAACACAACAAUUUGUUUUUCAUUUUCUAUAUAGAACCUGUUAUUGUUCGCGAGAGAUUGAAGGUUCUCACAACAAAAUCGACAACGAAGAAGACGAGAAGAAAGGCGCGCACGUGUUUUACGAAUCAACAGAUUUACGAACUAGAAAGACGGUUUCUCUAUCAGAAAUAUCUCUCACCGCAAGACAGAGAUGAACUCUCGGAAACGCUAAAUCUCUCGAACGCACAAGUCAUAACCUGGUUCCAAAAUCGACGCGCAAAACUGAAGCGAGACAUUGAAGAAAUGCGCAACGAUGUCGCCGCAACGAGAACGCUCCACGCAGCGCAACAUGUAUGCACAGACUUUCGCUGUAGGUUUACCGAUUGUAGGUAAUAUAGCUGUAUAACCAAAGCGAGGCUGCUUGACGACAACCAAUUCAUGAGUUGUUUUCACCAAUUUGUUUUCAGUACAGUGCAUACAAGCCUUGCAGUCAGUGUGAUCCAAUCACUUAAAUAAAUAGGCACAAGUUUGUCGAGUUUUUACGUCUUUACUGUAAGGAAAAUUUGUAAUCUUCUGAUGCACUCAAAUUACUUGAAAAAAAAAUUACUUGGUUACACAUAUGUACUGUAUGAUAAUUAACACCCAGACAACAACCCAUUAUAUUCUUAGUGUACAUAUUUCUCAAAUAUACAGAUGUUUAUAAUAGCAUGUUUAGUUUCAGCUAAUUUAUCUCAAGGCAAGUUAACCCAAACAAAAACCGAAGCCAAAUCAGUUUAACUGUGUUUAACUUUCAUUAUAAUCAAGUUCAAUAUACAAAAAUAUGAGAAAACAAAAGAAAAGGUAAAAAAAAAACGUGUUCGCAAAAUAUUUAUGAAAUUUAUGAAAUCUAUACCGCUCAAUUAGACUUGUAAACAUCUUUACCUAUUUUGAAAACAAAGGCCGAACUGUUAACGUUACAGCUUGUUUUGUUACUACAAUAUUAAUUUAAAAUGUAUAAUAAAAUAAUAAUGGACAGUAAGCUAUUUUUUGUCAUUUUGUACAAAUUGAAAACUUAGACUUAGUUAAGCUGCGGUAUACAUGCUAUAAAUCCAAAGUUUCUUGUAUUGUUACGACAUACGACAUAAAAAAGAAGCCUGUGUUUUAUACCAGACAAAUAAGAUGUAAAUAUUAAGCUAUAUAUGAUGGUCAUUUAGUUAUAGAAGGAAGUUCAUAUAUUUAUACAGGUUUAAACAUUGGGAAUAUAAAUAUUAGCCUGCAAACAUACGUAUUUUACAAUUAUGUAAACAUGUGACAAUGUGUUCGCCUACCAAUAAAAGGCAUUGGAAAACCG